This is a messenger RNA of Chrysoperla carnea, 1114 nucleotides long. RefSeq lists its product as uncharacterized. Gene Ontology annotation, biological process: intrinsic apoptotic signaling pathway in response to DNA damage; extrinsic apoptotic signaling pathway in absence of ligand; regulation of apoptotic process. Gene Ontology annotation, cellular component: mitochondrial outer membrane. The record is from RefSeq and is a predicted model, not a curated record. Gene Ontology annotation, molecular function: protein homodimerization activity; protein heterodimerization activity. The transcript is spliced from 5 exons. Bases 297 to 1109 code for a protein of 270 amino acids. NCBI's taxonomy places the organism in Eukaryota, Metazoa, Arthropoda, Insecta, Neuroptera, Chrysopidae.
AAGCGAAAACACAAAACCUGGUUCAUUUUUUUUAUUGAACGGCAAUUUUCUGUAUACACACGUGGAAAAUAUGGAACGAAAACAUGAAACAACUCGUGAUAUAUUCGAUAUCUGGGAGCUGUUUUAGCGAAUAAUUUCCAAAAGGCAUACAACCAAAAGUUAAUUUUGAAAACAUUUUGUCAUCAGAAAGUGACUCAGAUGAUGAUGCAUGUGAGGUUAAUACACGCUGGAACAAAGGAAAACGCCAUUCAGAGUAUCAUAACAAAUCGUUUCUUGAAGAUGCAUCCGAAGUGUUUAUGGAAUCACAAAUAAACAAUAAUGUUUCAUUAAUUUAUGGCACAAGUCCAUCCACAUCAUCAACACCACGAUUUCGUAGUAGAAAUUCUUCUGUACGAAGUGUGCAAACUGUAGAUUGUUGUAUUCCUCAUGCUGCUGAACGUGAUGGUGUUAUUUGUGAAGUUCCAUAUCCACAUAGAGAUGAAGACUCAUCGACCUCUGAUGAAGAUGAAGAAGAAGUUCAUAAUUAUGUAAAAAUUGAUGAAGAUUAUAUAAACGGAUUAAACGAAGAAAUUGUAGACGAAGGUUUACGUCUUUAUUUACAAUUUCUACAAGAUGAAAUUGCACAUUGUCGAUUAAAUCCACCAGAUUGUUUAAAUUCAUCAAAUAGUGGAACAAUACCUAGAAAUAUAGGUUCACUACGGUUAUUAGCCGAUCAAUUUUCAUCUUCUCCACAUAGACAAUGGGUUCGAAUGCAAGCCGAAUCAGUGCCUUUAGAUUCUAUAGACUUUGUUUCGUUUACAGAAUUAUUACUGGGAUUAUUUCAGGAAGGUGGCGUCACAUGGGAAAGAGUUGUCGUACUAUUUUUCUUUUGUGCAGAUUUGUCAAUUAGAGCAUUAAAAGAAAGUUUAAUGCGAACAUUUCAACGAAUAACACAAUGGACCACAACAUUUAUAUGUGAUAAUUUUUCACGUUGGGUAGCUGCUAAUGGCGGAUGGACUGAAAUACUACAAACAUCCAUAAGUCAAGCUUCACGUGUAGCGUUCUUUGGUUUUUGUUGUAUGGGUAUUAUAGCAUUUUGUAUUUUUAUAAGGAACAACGGCGCUAAGUAAAUAAU